Messenger RNA from Formica exsecta, 1390 nucleotides. RefSeq lists its product as uncharacterized. The coding region runs from base 76 to 810 and encodes 244 amino acids. The record is from RefSeq and is a predicted model, not a curated record. The transcript is spliced from 5 exons. Lineage: Eukaryota; Metazoa; Arthropoda; Insecta; Hymenoptera; Formicidae.
CUGUGCGAGACAAAGCUAUAUAAAACGAAUGUUAAUAAUUAAUUGCACUAUUGGCAGAAAUAUUUCAUAAACAACAUGAUACUCUACGCUCUUAGUAUAUUCAGCAUUGUAACAUUUGUACUGUGUGGAGCAGAAGAACUUAUACUUCCUAUAACCACUUGCAAGCGGAAUUCAACUGACUAUUCGACCUGUUUAAAAGAAGCGGUAAUAGAAGCAUGGCCACGAUUUGUUGAAGGACUUCCAGAAUUCGAUUUUCCACGUUUGGAUCCACUUCUCUAUAAAGACGGCAAAAUUAUACUUAAUAGAAACGGACUAAAUGCAGAAGGAAACGUGAUAAAUGCCACGAUUUUUGGUCUAGCACUUACUCGUAUUCUGGAUGUGAGACCACACUUUCUGGAUGAUAUUUUCCGUUUAGAAAUAGACAUGAUAAUACCGAAAGUGUUCGUUCAUUCUUACGAUAGCGGGCAAGCUAAUCUAUUCGGAAUGCGAGCAGGUGGCGCAGGAUAUCUCAAUAUAACAAUGCACGAAAACAGAGUAACACAUGAUAUAACAGGAUACGUAAAAAAUGAUACAUGGACUGUACAACAUCACCGAAUAAUUAUGACAGUUGAAAGAAUGAAGUUUUAUCUUAGUGAUUUCUUUGAUGGCAGUAAAGAGCUUAAUGAUAUUCUUGAAGAUUUUUUAAACGAGUACUGGCCACCAAUUUAUCGAGAGUUUGCGCCAACAGUGUUUGAAACAGUAGAUCCGUUUCUUACUAAUAUAGACAACCGUUUUUUUUCGAAAGUUUCAUUCUCGAAAGUAUUCCCAUAAAAUUAAUAUAUUUGUUACAAAUUAAGGAAUACCAGAUUUCAUAUAGAGUUGAAAAUAUAUUUAACAUUCUAAACACUGAAAUUAAAAAGUUAUUAUGCAAAAAUUUCUUAUUUCUAAAUAUUACAAAUUUUGGUAUGCCUAUUAUGUUUGUGCUUAAAUUCUUAAUUUAAACAAUAAGAUAUUCUUAUAUCAAUAAUUAUAUAUAGAAAUAUCAAAUCUCUCUCAGCUUGUUUUUUAAUAUACUAUUUUUAAAAAUUUGAUAUUUUUUAUGAUACAAUAUAUAUUACGAUAUAUUAUAAAUGUGUUUACAAAUUUAAAAAAAAAAUUAUUUUAUAAAUAAGUAGUUUUAAUUAUAAUAGAAAAAAUAUUAUAUUGUAAGAAGUGUCUAUGAUAGAAAUUUUACAUUAUAAUAUUUUUCAAAAUUAAUGGAAAUGCUAUAUUAUAAAGUGUCUAUAAUAAUGCUAGCUUAACUUUUAACAAGUUAUGUGAAAUCUCUCAAGUCUUAUAAUUUGAAUUUUAUUAUUGACUAACGCAUCUUUGUAUAGAAAUAAAUAAAAAAUAUAAUAUAAUAAUUUUAAAA